Messenger RNA from Diospyros lotus (date-plum), 739 nucleotides. RefSeq lists its product as uncharacterized. The record is from RefSeq and is a predicted model, not a curated record. Lineage: Eukaryota; Viridiplantae; Streptophyta; Magnoliopsida; Ericales; Ebenaceae. The transcript is spliced from 3 exons. The coding region runs from base 80 to 472 and encodes 130 amino acids.
UUAAAGGAAAAAAAGGAGUGGAGACGGGAGCACCGAUGAGCGUUCAAAAUCGUUCACAAGCAAUCACCUGAAAGCAGAGAUGAACGCCGCCUUGCCUCGCAUUGAUCUUACGACGUCGAUGGCCACCACGAACUGCAGUUUUGUGCUUCAGAUGAACGACUCGCCAUUAAUCCGAAAGCAUUCGACUCCGAGACCGCCUUUCUUACCGCCUAUCCGCUGCACGCCUCUCCAGCAACAACUGCAGCAGCAGAGUGAAGCAAGCGGAAUUCUGUGUGAGCCUUGCAGUGGCAGUGGAUGGUUGCUUUGCGAUUUUUGUAAUGGUCAGAAGACCAAUGUAAGAGCUGCAAACAAUCGGAUCUACCGUCGCUGUCCAUCUUGCCGAGCUGUUGGAUCUAUCCUAUGUCCAAAUUGCAAAGUUUUCAAAUGCGUUUCCUUCCCCAACUACAGUGAUGGUGAGAAUCUAACCUUUUAAGCCUGCUCUCUGAUCCCACCAAUAGGGGGGAUGUACAGUUAGCUGUGAUUGUUGUGAACAUCUUGCUUGAAGGAUUCCCUUUUUGUUCUCUUAAUCAUAAUGUAUUUCCUAACCUCAGAUAUUUGUGACUUGAGAGGUAUUUGUGAGUGUUAGAUGCACAUUUUGCUCGACAGAUGCGUGCUCAUUCUUAGCUUCACGCAAAGGCUCUUAUCCCACAUUCUGUCUUUUUCUUUCUUUAGAAAUGACAAGUUUAGGGAAGUCGAUCAG